GGUCGUUUCUAUUCAAAGGGCCGAUACAAGGGCUGCCCGGAGUUGUUCUGCCCGGGGGCUUCUGCUAAGGGGCCUGGCCCCCCGGAGCGCCUGGCCACCAUGAAGUCAUGCAUCACGUGAUACGGUUGGCAUCCCUCCUCCCCGCUGGCUCUUUCCAGCCUGCCCUUUGCUAGGGGGGAAUUGUGCACGCGAUGCCUGUACUCCUGGUAUCCCCUUCACAUCCAGCUCUUUCCUUUUUGUUUUGGAGAAGGUAAGAUUAACAAGGGGGAAUCUCAUGCUUUAAGAUGAAGGCAAGAGGUUUGUUGCUCUUAAUUCCUGGUGGAGUUUGUUCUAGAGUUGGGUACCAGCCUUUGAGAAAACUGCCUCUUGCCCCAGUGAAUGCGACUUCUGUUGUAGAGCAUUUUAUGUUAGCCAAAAGGUGUUGAUUCAUUUGCAUUCCAGAGCUUUAGGGGAUCUUGUCAGGUAUGUUAGGCUUAGGCUGCUGAAUUUACUGAAGAUAAGGUACCAAGACCUUGAACUUGAAUUGCUAGGCUAGUGUAGAGGACACAAUUGUGCUUGCAGUAGCUUCCCUGCAGAGGAGGGGAGAGUGCUGGUGUGUUCUUUGCUUAUUGAAAUUUCAUAUGAGAUGGCUUCAGGGCCAGAUGUGUGACACUGCUGCAGUUCAACCAGGAAGUCACAAAGGCAUAUGACCGAGGCCAGGUCAUCAGUGAUGGGAUGGAGUUGUUUUUCCAAGCCUAGAUGAUAAUUACUGGAGGUCAGAUCUGUGCAGCAACAUGGACUCAUCGGAGGAGACUGGGGGUUCCUCCACAGAAGAGAACUACUUUGUGAACUACACCUUCACUGACCGAUCUCACUCAGGCCGUGUGGCCCAGGGCAUUAUGAAGCUGUGCCUGGAGGAUGAGCUCUUUGCUGACGUCACAAUAUCGGUGGAAGGCAAAGAAUUCCAGCUGCACCGGCUUGUCCUCUCAGCUCAGAGCUGCUUCUUUCGUUCCAUGUUCACUUCUAAUCUCAAGGAGGCCCACAACCGGGUGAUUGAGCUGCAAGACGUUAGUGAGAGUGUCUUCCAGCUUCUUGUGGACUAUAUUUACCAUGGAACGGUAAAGCUGAGGGCAGAGGAGCUACAGGAGAUGUAUGAAGUGGCAGACAUGUACCAGCUGACUGCCCUUUUUGAGGAGUGCUCCCGUUUCCUAGCCCGCACAGUGCAGGUGAGAAACUGUCUGCAGGUCAUGUGGCUGGCAGACCAACACAGUGACAUGGAGCUCUACACAGCUGCCAAGCACUGUGCCAAGUCACACUUGUCACAGCUUCAGGACACAGAAGAGUUUCUUCACUUACCUCUCCGCCUCCUGACAGACAUCCUCACAGAUGGUGUUCCAUGUUCUCAGAAUCCAACAGUUUCCAUAGACACCUGGAUCAACUUCAACAAAGAGGAGCGGGCAGGCUUCUCAGAGACGUUGCGAUCCAGUCUGAAGGUGAUUGGGGAAAAUGUUCACAUCUACCUGAUUGGAAAGGAGUCAUCUCGUACACAUUCGCUUGCUGUUUCUCUGCACUGUGCUGAUGAUGAUUCCAUAAGUGUCAGUGGCCAGAAUAGCCUAUGUCACCAGAUCACUGCAGCCUGCAAGCAUGGCAGUGACCUAUAUGUUGUGGGUGGCUCGAUUCCACGGCGCAUGUGGAAAUGUAACAAUGCCACCAUAGACUGGGAAUGGUGUGCCCCUUUGCCCCGUGACCGGCUCCAGCACACCCUGGUCUCUGUGCCAAGUAAGGACGCUAUCUAUUCGCUAGGGGGGAAAACGCUGCAGGACACGCUUUCCAAUGCUGUUAUAUACUACAGGGUGCGAGACAACGUGUGGACAGAGACCAGCCAGCUGGAAGUAGCUGUCUCUGGGGCUGCAGGGGUAAACCUCAAUGGUGUCAUUUACUUGCUGGGUGGAGAGGAGAAUGACCUAGACUUCUUUACCAAGCCCUCCCGACUCAUUCAGUGUUAUGACACCAACACAGAGAAAUGCCAUGUGAAGCCCUACGUGUUACCCUUUGCAGGCCGCAUGCACGCUGCUGUACACAAGGACCUGGUGUUCAUUGUUGCAGAAGGGGACUCACUGCUAUGCUAUAAUCCCCUACUGGAUAGCUUCACUCGGCUGUGUCUGCCCGACGCUUGGAGCUCAGUACCAUCCCUCUGGAAAAUUGCCAGUUGUAAUGGCAGCAUAUAUGUCUUUCGAGAUCGCUACAAAAAGGGAGAUGCCAAUACUUUCAAACUCAAUCCAGCCACCUCUGUGGUUACAGUCACCAGUGGCAUCAAAGUGCUGCUCACUAACUUGCAAUUUGUACUGGCUUGAGGAGGAUCAGCCCAGUGACAGGAAAAUGAGGACAUUCAAAAAGCAGCUGAAGUACCCAACCCCUUAGCAGCUGCCCCAGCAAGACCACAGUAUCCUAUAGAUCUUUUUAGCCCUGCUCUGUGUCUUGGCUGUGGGGUUGUUCCCUCACCUAGCACUCCAAGUUGACUUGCUGCAUUGUAAAUUCCAGACAGAUUAAAUGCUAUUACUGUGGCCCCUGGAUAUAAAGCUGCUUGGGUUUCCAAAGCUCAGACUGCAGCAAAUAAUAUUCCUUAGGUCUGGAGCUAGCCCCUACCAGCAGGUUCUAUAGCUAGCUGACAAAUCCCUUCUUGAUACAGCCUUUCCAUGUAAUAAUCUUGGGGAGAGAGGUAGUUAGCUGUGUUAGUCUGAAGUCACAGCAGGAUGGCACCUUUUAGACUUUUGUAGGCAAGGGCCUACUGUCAGAUGUGUCGUGUCAUAGCUGUUACUUACAGAAGCUUAUGCAUUUCUGAACAAGUUAGUCUAAUCUUGGAGGUUAUAUUUUGGAGUGGACCCUCUGUAACUUCUUAAAAAAGGUCUCUAUUUGAAUGGGAACUAGAUUAUGAAUGUUCCCCACCAAUGCUGCAGGCCUUUAGGCCAUAAGCACUAUGGAGCUUACAGCAGACAGAAUUCAGAGAGGGGCCCAAAGUGUCUUACUCUACCAUGUUGUACAGGAGUUGUAAUAGAUGUGGGGAACCUGUUUGCUGCUAUUUUGUCAACUACAGACAGAGGGAAACUAUUCUUAUGCCAUUGUUGGUCCUCCUGCCCUUGUACUGAGGGGUCCUACCCUGCUGUUGUUAUACAGAGUAGUAUGCUGGUGUAAGAUGAAACAAUCCUUUUCCUACCAGCCUGUCUCCUGGCAUUGUAGUCUCUUCCACGAGAGUCUGAAUAAAGGUCUAUAGUGGGAUGCAUGUGGACUCUGCUGUCAGUGGUAACGUGCACUGUUUAUGACACAGCUCUG
This is a messenger RNA of Alligator sinensis (Chinese alligator), 3309 nucleotides long. It is a transcript of the gene KBTBD4, whose product is annotated as kelch repeat and BTB domain containing 4. The transcript has 4 exons. The coding region runs from base 774 to 2333 and encodes 519 amino acids. Gene Ontology annotation, molecular function: protein binding. NCBI's taxonomy places the organism in Eukaryota, Metazoa, Chordata, Crocodylia, Alligatoridae. The record is from RefSeq and is a predicted model, not a curated record.